GCAGGUUCGUUCGUCGCCACUGCAUCGAUUCGUCACGGGUAGCCUCCGAGGCACCACCCCCGCCAGAGUCUUCCUCUCCUAUAGUCUCGGGAGAUAAUCCCCGGCUUCCUCCGGGAGGAAGCGCGCGAGUUUCCGCACCGGCUCUACCUGCCGAUUGUUGAUUCGUACGUGCCGGCACGGCUCCGGAAGAGCGGCAGCGCGAGUGACGUUUAUUCGUGUGUACAUGUACCACCCAACGGAUACGCAGUGCCAUCGUGGACUCGCUCGUUGAGACAUUUUUUUUUUCCAGCUGGGCGCUCUUUGGGCACAACUUUGUCGCACUACGACGCGCACGAAAAAUCGGAAGAGUUGCGUUUCCGGGCGUCUGAAAUAAUACACAGGCUCCGGUGGAAGUCUCGGCUGAGCCGCACACCUGCGCAGACCCCGGCCGGAAGGCUCGUCCCUCGACAAAAUGUCCAUCGUCAUGCACUACGUGGAUCGGUUACACGAGAUGCUCGACAGACACGCAGACAAGCGAACGACAGACUGGCUGCUGAUGAGCUCGCCCUUUCCAACGCUCUUUAUCUGUCUGAGCUACGUGUACGGCGUCAAGGUCCUCGGGCCCAGGCUCAUGGAGAACAGGAAACCCUUUCAGUUCAAGAACGUUCUCAUAGUCUACAAUUCACUCCAAGUCCUCUUUUCGGCGUGGCUUUUUCACGAGAUAGGAAUGUCCGGAUGGCUGACGGGGGAAUACUCUUUGAGGUGUCAACCUGUAGACUACAGCGAUCGGCCCCAAGUAUUACGGAUGGUUCGCGUGAGCUGGUGGUACUACUUCUCUAAAUUCACGGAGUUCAUGGAUACGAUAUUCUUCGUGCUGCGAAAAAAGAACGAUCACGUGUCCACGCUUCACGUCAUUCAUCACGGCUGUAUGCCGAUGUCCGUCUGGUUCGGCGUCAAGUUCACACCCGGCGGCCACUCGACCUUCUUCGGGCUACUCAACACCUUCGUCCACGUGGUCAUGUACACGUAUUACCUGUUGUCUGCCUUUGGACCGAAAGUCCAGCCGUACCUCUGGUGGAAAAAGUACCUGACGGCCUUCCAGAUGACCCAGUUCAUCGCCAUCAUGAUCCACGCCUUCCAGCUCCUCUUCAUCGAUUGCAAUUACCCGAAGGCCUUCGUCUGGUGGAUCGGCAUGCACGCCGUCAUGUUCUUCUUCCUCUUCAACGAGUUCUACCAGCAGAGCUACGCGCAAAAAACCAAGAGGGCGUCUGCUUUGGCAGCCAAAGUGGCAGCGGAAAAGGCAGCCCUCGCGGCCAAGGCGGCGGCCGCGUCCAGCUGCAGCAACGGCGUCUUGGCCAACGGAAAGGUGGUGAACGGCAGCACCGAGGCAGUGCCGAACGGAUGCGUGAAGCGGCGCGAGGCUGCCGACUACUACGUCAAGGGUGAGAGCAUCGCCGCGUCCGAGCUCCACCUGAGGAAGGCCGCGGCCGUGGCGGCGGUGGCGGCGAGCGACUAAUGAACGGACACUCCGUCAUGAGCGAGACUCGGCGUUUGAAAGACCUGGAAAAUCAUAUGAUUAUUAUUAUUAUCAUUAUUAUUAUCACUAUACGUGCAAUCGAGAAGUUAUAUUUUUUAAAAACGGGAGGCAUUGGGUGACGCAGUUGUGCUGGGUCACCGGUAUCUCCGCAAGUGCGGCGAGGCGCGCUCUUCGUUUUUCUUUUUACCUUUUUUUUUUUUUUUUUUUUUUCUUUUCCUCGAAGGGAAUACUGGGCCCUUUGGGUCGAAAGAGGGACGAGGAGGGUGCACGCGAGUGUCCUCUGCUGGCGAAACGGUGGGGUGGAGGGAUGAAACGUUGAUGCGUGCGUACACACAUAAUAAAAAUCUAUGGAGGACAGUGCAAAAAAUAAUAGGUAGUGCGAAUGGGACGAAGAUCAGGUCUACAUAUAUAGUUGUUUGUGCCGUGCCUUUUUUGUUGCGAAUUGCCGACCUUCUCGCGGUGUUCGUUGUGACAACGUGUUCCGUUUGGAGGCUGGUCCGCCGAUUUCCUCGAAGACUCGGGACGACCGGCAAUGUUAUUGAUGCAUCGAUUGUUUUAUAAAUAGAUUAAUUUUGUUGUUGAUCACAAGGAUAUGCAAUGGAUCGUUGUUUGCACGGUUGAAAUUUGAAGCUUUUUUUUUUCUUUCUUUCCUUUUCGGUCGACAGCGAUUGCGUCAAUAUUUUCCCCUAUGGUCGUAGGUUACGAAAAAAAAAAAAAAGCUUUUUACAAACUUGUGAUAAGCACGAAAGCACAAAGGAAUCGGCGAAAUUUUUAGAAAAAGAUUUGUUGACGAAAAUCAUGGUGUAAAUAUAACGAGGCGAGCAUCUGUUUAUUCUCGAAAGCUGUGUAAAAGUGAGCAUUAUCGUAUAGCACCAUUGUGUAAAAUAAUAGACUUUUUUCAAUUUCAACGCACACUAUGAAUUUUUAUUAACUGCAUCAGCAGAUUGAGGUGGUUGUAGUUAGCAAAAGGAAUAUAGUAAUUUUCGCAUGAAAAAAGGCUCUCUUCUACAUCUUCUUAUUCGGACGAAUAAACUCGAUACUUACUGCAGUCAAACGUAGAUUGUAUAAAUUUUUCUAAAAACAAAUAAUUACAGCAUAAAAAUCAAAAAUUUUAAAG
Molecule: messenger RNA, 2633 nt
Organism: Copidosoma floridanum
Lineage: Eukaryota; Metazoa; Arthropoda; Insecta; Hymenoptera; Encyrtidae
Product: very long chain fatty acid elongase AAEL008004
Biological process (GO): fatty acid elongation, saturated fatty acid; sphingolipid biosynthetic process; fatty acid elongation, monounsaturated fatty acid
Cellular component (GO): endoplasmic reticulum membrane
Molecular function (GO): fatty acid elongase activity
Source: RefSeq, a predicted model, not a curated record